CGGUUCGACAUUCGCACGUGGGCAUUCGAUCGUGUCGGAUGUUCGCGUUAAGCUCAGAUAUAAGAAAAAACGACAACGUACUAGUACAUAUAUACUUAUAAAUACACGAUACAGUCACUAACACCGUCACAACUAUUAUUGGCACUCGUGUCGUCGUCGUCGUCGUCGUCGUCGUCUUUAUCAUCAUCAGCAUCAUCAUCAUCAUUAUCGUGAAUUUAGUGAGAGAGAAAACUCAUCCUUAGUUUCUUCCUUAUAGCUCUCAUCGACAAGUGAUCUUUUUAAAUCUCCCGCGUUUUUUUUUCCUCGAAGUAAUCGACGUUAUCGUCGCGUUGUUAUCGUCGUCGUCGUCGUCGUCGUCGUCGUCGUCGUCGUCGUCGUCGUCGUAGUUGUCGUCGUCGUCGUCGUCGUCGUCGCCGUCGUCGUCGAAAAAACGCCAACCGAGCGUCGCCUUUCUCCUUCCUUUUUUUUUUUUUUUCACCAAGAUAGUGUGCCAUCGUUCUUCUCUCCCCACUACUACUACUACUACUACUACUACCGUCAUAUACCUACCACCCCUUUGUCGAUCACAAGCAAGUUUAACGCGUUAAGAAAUAGUUCGUGUCCGAUCAACGAACGACGCACAUCGCGUCGCACGAGCUUUGGGUGUUUAUAUGCGCUCUCGGUGUACAACUUAUUCGUUGGAUUAUUAAUUAACAGUGGGAUUAUUUUACGUGUACGAACAAGUGUAGAAGAAACAUCGACGAAGAAAAAAGAAAAAGGGCAACCUUGCGUUAGUUUGACCUAGAUGCUGUUAAACCAACGGCACGCCUGAUUUCUUUUCAUCCCUAAAGUACCAAAUAAAUUGUCAAGAUUGAUCAAGUGGUUUUGUCGUCCGGCGGUGACAUCGCCAAAAUUUGGAGGAUGUUGAUGCCCGGUGCCGCCGGUCUCAGUGCCGUGGGCGCUGUGGGAGCACCAGGCCCGGACGAGCUUGUUUCCGGGCUGGGUGCUCUUGCGGGUGCCACACCUCAGCAAAAAGAUACCACCUGGACUAAGUUAUUCGUUGGCGGUCUACCUUAUCAUACGACCGAUAAAAGUCUAAGGGAACAUUUCAGUGUUUAUGGGGAUAUCGAGGAAGCCGUUGUCAUCACCGACAGACAGACUGGAAAAAGCAGGGGCUACGGUUUCGUUAUCAUGGGAGACAGAGCGGCUGCUGAGAGAGCCUGCAAGGAUCCUAAUCCCAUCAUCGAUGGUCGCAAGGCCAACGUUAACUUGGCAAUACUCGGAGCCAAGCCAAGGGGUAACUUGCAAACGACAUUCCCAUUUGCUGCUGGCAUUCGAGCUGGAUAUCCUGCGGUGCUUCCAGGUCAAUAUGGAGUACCACCGAGCUACGUUUACCAGUCUCCUUAUCUGGCCGCAGCGGCGCCAGGCGGCUUGGUACCACUUCCGGCGACACAGUUGAGCCACGCAGCCGCAGUUGCAGCUACGCAAUUUUACGAUUAUCAGAAUGUAGCGGCAGCGGCUGCCACCUAUCCGGGUACUUCCUACAAUUUUGCAGAGGCCUAUCCAUACACCAGCGCUGCUGCUGCUGUAAACGCAGCGGCAGGUUAUGUGACGCCAUAUACAUAUGCAACAUUGCCAGGUGCAGCAGGUUUGCCUGCUGCUGCUGCUGCUGCAACGGCGGGUGCCGCUUUCCCAGGAUUACCAUACCAAACAACGCCUCAGGAAGCAAGAUUACAAUAGGAAAGGAACACGAAGUCUUGCCAAAAAUGAGAAUCGUUUAUUUUUUUUUUUUUUUUUUUUUUAUCGAGGAUCGUCUCGGCGCGACGAUUUCGACGAUUAACUAACGAUUGUCGUUUGUUUCUUUUUUUUUUUUUAGUAUAGAAUUAAUAAGGGAAGGGGGUGGAAAGUGAGAGUUAUCGAAGGAUCAUUUUAUUAUGGAUAUAAAAUAAACGAGAAAAAGAAAGAGAAAAGAAUUCCUUCGAAUGAUUUUUCACUAAAUAUUUUAAACGUUGUUUGUCUUCGAAAUCAUCGAAUGACGAUCUUAUCACUCGUGUUCGCUAUAUAUAUAUAUAUAUAUAUAUAUAUAUAUAUAUAUAUAUAUAUAUAUAUAUUUUCACCCUCUUCUAAGUCAAUUUCUUUUCAAUUUUUUUUUUUUUUUUUUUUUUUUUUAAAUAUAAAAAGCGAACUUUCGUGUUGAUCGUAAUUGAUAUUGUACCGAAAAACGUACAUGCGUACGUUUGUAUUAGAUUCUUGGAAGGUUCUCGCUUAAUGAGCAGAGGACAAGUACGACGAGCGAUUGUUUAAUCGCAUAGUUUAGACACAUAUUUUUAUUUAUUCGUGCAUGUAAGUAGUGAGAGUGGGAGAGAGCGAGAGCGAGAGCGAGAGAGAGAGAGAGAGAGAGAGAGAGAGAGAGAGAGAGAGCGAGAGAGAGAAUAGUGUUUUUAAUCAUAAUGUCGACGUCCCUUGAUACUUCGCGAUUUUUUUGGAUCUAUUAGGAAAUUCCAAAAAAAUAAAAAAAAAAUAAAUAAAAAGAAAAAAGUAGAGAAACAACAAUCUUUCAAGGGAUUUUCUACGUCGACAUGACAUUUUAUUCAUAAAGUUGUUCUAUCUUUGUUAAAACAAAAAUGGCGAGUCGUCUGUUGUAACUCGAUCGUACGAACGUUCCUGUCACGAAAGUUAUAGAUGAUUUUAGAUAAUAAUAAAAUGAUAUAUGGGGAACGCCCUUCAUAGAAUGUCUUCGUAAAUGACAAAGAAUAAUUAAAGUGUCUUAUUCGUGUGGCCUUAUCUUAGUACAGAAUACGAAAAACAUUUAUUUUCAUUUAAUGAUAGAAGAAAGGAACGACGCUGUUGAAAUCAUCAUAUGCGAUAGAGAAAGAGAUAGAGAGAAGAAACAAAGAAAAAUAAAUCAGACCAAAUUUUCGUCGUAUUUAAAGACAUAAUGAUUGAUUGAAGAAGGAAUAAAAAAAAAAAAAAAAAAUAAAAUGAAAUAAAAUAAAAUAAAAUAAAAAAAGAAAAAAAAA
Molecule: messenger RNA, 2999 nt
Organism: Vespa crabro (European hornet)
Lineage: Eukaryota; Metazoa; Arthropoda; Insecta; Hymenoptera; Vespidae
Product: RNA-binding protein 24-B-like
Exons: 6
Coding region: 901-1719 (272 amino acids)
Cellular component (GO): cytosol
Molecular function (GO): RNA binding
Source: RefSeq, a predicted model, not a curated record